GAUGCACCGGAGGGGGGUGGGGGCGGGGGCGAUCGCCAGGAAAAAACUGACCGAGGCCAAGUACAAGGAGCGGGGGACGGUACUGGCCGAGGAUCAGCUGGCCCAGAUGUCCAAGCAGCUGGAGACGUUCCGGACACACCUGGAGGCCUUUGCCAGCAAGCACAAGCAGGAGAUCCGGAAGAGCCCGGAAUUCCGGCUGCAGUUCCAGGACAUGUGCGCCACCAUCGGCGUGGAUCCGCUGGCCUCUGGAAAAGGGUUCUGGGCGGAGAUGUUGGGAGUUGGAGAUUUCUACUACGAGCUGGGGGUGCAGAUCAUCGAGGUGUGCCUGGCGCUGAAGCACCGCAACGGAGGUCUGAUCACGCUGCAGGAGCUGCAGCAGCAGGUGCUGAAGGGACGCGGGAAAUUCGCUCAGGACGUCAGCCAGGACGAUUUGCUGCGGGCCAUCAAGAAGCUGAAGGUUUUGGGGAACGGGUUUGGGAUCAUCCCGGUGGGAGGAACGUUCCUGGUGCAGUCGGUGCCGGCCGAGCUGAACAUGGAUCACACCGUGGUGCUGCAGCUGGCUGAGAAGGGAUUUGUGACGGUGAGCGAGAUCCGGGACAGCCUCAAGUGGGAGACGGAGCGAGCGAGGCAGGUGCUGGAGCACCUGCUGAAGGAGGGCCUGGCCUGGCUGGACGCUCAGGCUCCGGCCGAGCCGCAGUUCUGGCUGCCCGCGCUCUUCCCGGAGCUGCGCGUGCUCGAGGAGCCCCCGGCCGCGCCCUGAGCGCCGGGGAACCCGCGGGAAUCCCGGGAAUCCCGGCUGGAACCCUCGGGGAUCCCUCCUGGAACCCCUCCCAGAAUCCUCAGGAAUCCCCCCGGGAUCCUCGGGAUCCCUCCUCUCCCCACGAUCCCAGCGACGGCGGGAUCGGGAAUAAAAAGUUUUGUAAAAAACUCCCUGAGCUUGGGAAUUUCCGUGGGAUCCGUCCCUGCUGGAUUCCCUGCACGGCUUUGGGUGGAAACGCCACGAAUUAGGGAAAACGAGGAGAAAAAGGGAGGAGGAGGCAAAGGGGAUUUGCAGCGGGAAAAGCGGGAUUCUGCCUCUGGAAUUCUGGCUGCCGGCAGUGGGAACGCCGGCCUGCAGCACCCCAGGAAUUCGUCACUCCGGAAUUAUUCCCACUACGGAAAACCAUGGGCUCCGUUCUGCCGAAACAAAACUUUAUUGCACAAAGG
Hirundo rustica (Barn swallow) is the source of this 1206-nucleotide messenger RNA. It is a transcript of the gene SNF8, whose product is annotated as SNF8 subunit of ESCRT-II. Gene Ontology annotation, biological process: protein transport to vacuole involved in ubiquitin-dependent protein catabolic process via the multivesicular body sorting pathway. The transcript has 8 exons. The record is from RefSeq and is a predicted model, not a curated record. Bases 2 to 760 code for a protein of 252 amino acids. Gene Ontology annotation, cellular component: ESCRT II complex. NCBI's taxonomy places the organism in Eukaryota, Metazoa, Chordata, Aves, Passeriformes, Hirundinidae.